This is a messenger RNA of Mugil cephalus (flathead mullet), 1920 nucleotides long. RefSeq names its product phospholipid transfer protein. The transcript has 15 exons. The coding region runs from base 159 to 1664 and encodes 501 amino acids. The record is from RefSeq and is a predicted model, not a curated record. Gene Ontology annotation, biological process: high-density lipoprotein particle remodeling; phospholipid transport; ceramide transport. NCBI's taxonomy places the organism in Eukaryota, Metazoa, Chordata, Actinopteri, Mugiliformes, Mugilidae. Gene Ontology annotation, molecular function: phosphatidylglycerol binding; diacylglycerol binding; phosphatidylethanolamine binding.
UAAAAGUCUUGACAGGGAGAGAGAGAGAGUAGAGAGGACAAGGGGACAGAGGACAGAAGACAGAGGACAGAAACCAACAAGUGAAGAAGAAAAGAAACUCGUCCUUCAGUCAAAAGUCUGUGAGUUUCAUCAUCGACACAUUCAGAGGAAAGACGGACAUGUUGUGGAUCAGGAUGACUUCCUGUCUGUUCUCCUUCUUCUUCUUCCUCUCUUCGUUGCCCUCUAUCAUGGCCGCUGCUGAACCUGCUGGUUGUAAAAUACGUAUCACUGACAAAGGACUGGAGAUGUUGAAGUUUGAGACUCAGAAGUUUGUUGAAGAGGAGCUCAGUAACAUAAGUAUGCCAGAGAUGACCGGCAAAGAAGGACGCUUCCAAUACACCAUCACUGAUGUGAAGAUAAAAGAGUUGAAUUUGACUCAUGCUGACCUGCGGUUCAUCCCUGAAGUCGGUUUGUUGUUCGAUGUCCAGAACUCGUCGAUCUCACUGAGUUUCGAGCGACAGAUCCUCUACUGGUUCUUUUAUGACACAGGAAACAUCAACGCAUCAGCUGAGGGAGUAAACAUCAACACGGCUCUGAACCUGAUCAGAGAUGAUGAAGGACGACUGAAGAUCAAUAACAUCACCUGUGAUGCUAAAAUCAACAAAAUGAAGGCAAAGUUCAGUGGAACGCUGGGGAGAGUUUAUGACUUUCUGGCCAGAUUUCUGACGACAGGGAUGCGCUUCCUCCUCAACCAAAAGAUCUGUCCCGCUCUGAAUCACGCUGCUCUGGUCCAUGUUAACUCAUUGUUGGACACGAUUCCUGUGAGGACGGAAGUGGACGGGUACAUCGGGAUCGAUUAUUCCCUCAUUGAUGAUCCAGUGGUUUCAUCCCGGAGUCUGGACAUGCACUUCAGGGGGAUGUUCUUCGACCUGUCCCACGAGGACGCCCCGCUGGUGAACUACGCCGUGGACCCGGUCAUCAGGGAGUACGACCGCAUGGUUUAUCUGGCUCUGUCCGAGUUCUUUUUUGACAGCGGGAUGUUCUCCUACUACACGGCAGGAAUCUUUCAGAUGGACAUCGCCAACGAGAAGAUGCCCAAAGAUCUAGAGAUGCUGUUGAGAACCACGUACUUUGGAGCCAUCAUGAUGCUGAAUCCGGCUCUGGUGGACGCUCCAGUGUCUCUGCAGCUCGCAGUCAAUUCACCACCCAAAACAUCCAUCAAGACGUCAGGAGCGACUGUUGUCAUGACAGCGAUCGUCAAAGUGAUGGUGCUGCCUCCAGGUCAGCCUCCGGUCCAGCUGAGCAGCAUGACCAUGGAAACAAAGUUUAAUGCCAAAGUUUCCAUGAGAGGAAAACGUCUGGCGGUUCAUGCUGACCUCCGCAGGUUUAAAAUCUUCUCCAACCAGUCUGCCCUGGAGUCUCUGGCACUGAUUCCUCUGCAGGCUCCUCUGAAGACCAUGCUGCAGAUGUCUGUGGUUCCUCUGAUCAACAACUGGACCAAGAGAGGAGUUCGGAUCCCUCUGGCUGAUGGGAUAGAUUUCAUCGAGGAGGUAGUUGAAUAUCACAACGGGUUCAUUGUGAUUGGAGCAAAUCUUCACUUCAGCAAAGGACUGAGAGAAAUGAUGGCAGGAAACACAGACACAGAGUCAACCAUUAACAGCACCAGCACCACCAUCACCAACUGAAUGUUAAAUAUAUAAGACACUAACACAAUAAAUAAUUUUAUGUGACGAUUUAAACACAAUGGAUUGAUAUUAUAAGUUAUAUCCACUGUAUGUAAAGACAGAUGUACACUGAUGAGUCAAUCCUAAAAUACUCAAGUUACCAAAGUCCUGUAUAAAAUAUUUAUAUUUAUUCAGUGUACAGUGUAAACUGGCGGUGCUGAUGAUUAUUAUUACUUAUAAUUCUGUGAGCAUGACAUUAAAGCACUGAACCUAAAAA